Molecule: messenger RNA, 1494 nt
Organism: Tripterygium wilfordii
Lineage: Eukaryota; Viridiplantae; Streptophyta; Magnoliopsida; Celastrales; Celastraceae
Product: probable plastid-lipid-associated protein 12, chloroplastic
Exons: 11
Coding region: 101-1315 (404 amino acids)
Source: RefSeq, a predicted model, not a curated record
GUAAGAGCGAAUCUUCCACGUGUCAGAAAAAGAACCACACGUGUCUGUACAAUAACCUUCUAGUCUUGGCCACACCGCAAAAUUCAUUCCUUCUCCAACAAUGGCACUGAAAUUCUGUGCAACAAAUUCAGGACUCCAAUUAAAUUCAUCACACGCAUUUUCGUCAUCGCUCAAGCCCAAACCUCUUGUUAGUCUCAAAUCCCACAUAUCCUUCAAAAGCUUUCGAAACCAAAGGCAUCUUAAGAUCUGUCAAUCCUCUUUGGUCGAUGAACAACAGCAGGAGACCUCGUUCUCUGACGCAGAGAACCAGCUCAUCGACGCCCUCAUCGGAAUCCAAGGUCGCGGCCGAUCCGCUUCGCCUCGACAGCUCAAUGACGUGGAGCAGGCGGUGAAAUUUCUAGAAGGAUUAGGAGGUGUACCUGAUCCAACGAGCUCUAGCUUGAUUGAAGGUCGCUGGCAACUGAUGUUUACAACCAGACCAGGAACAGCAUCUCCGAUUCAGAGAACAUUUGUCGGAGUUGACUUCUUCAGUGUUUUUCAAGAGGUCUAUCUUCGGACAAAUGAUCCACGUGUCUCCAAUAUUGUAAGAUUCUCUGAUGCAAUAGGCGAGCUGAAAGUGGAGGCAGCAGCGUCAAUUAAAGACGGCAAACGAAUUCUUUUCCAAUUUGACGAAGCAGCCUUUUCUUUUAAGUUUCUACCAUUUAAGGUUCCUUAUCCAGUGCCAUUUAGGCUUCUUGGUGAUGAAGCAAAAGGUUGGUUAGACACUACAUAUUUGUCCUCCUCUGGAAACCUUCGAAUUUCAAGAGGAAACAAGGGCACCACAUUUGUCCUGCAAAAGAAAACCGAACCUAGGCAAAAGCUUUUAUCAGCCAUUUCAACUGGAACGGGAGCUUUAGAGGCAAUUGAUGAGUUUAUCUCCUCAAAUCCGAAUAAAGGCAAAGAUGAUCUUGAACUUCUGGAGGGAGAGUGGCAAAUGAUAUGGAGUUCACAGACAGUGACAGAUAGUUGGUUAGAGAAUGCUGGCAAUGGUCUUAUGGGCAUGCAGAUUGUAAAGAAGAAUGGACAGAUGAAAUUCCAGGUGGACAUCUUGCUUGGACUCAAAUUCUCCAUGACGGGCACAUUUGUGAAAUCUGGCAACAAGACGUACAAUGUCAUUAUGGAUGACGCAGCAAUUAUUGCUGGCCAAUUUGGUUUCCCUAUAGAAGAAAUGGAAAGCAAAAUCAAGCUGGAGCUGUUAUACAGUGAUGAAAAGAUCAGGAUUAGCAGGGCCUACAACAACUACAUAUUCGUGCAUGUCCGGACACAGAAGCAGUGAUGAGCCUACCAACAUUAGCAUCAUUUGUACCUUUAAGGACAUCGGGUUGGAUACUUGAAUAUUUUGUGAAUAAUUUUUUUUGUUCGGUCGGCUUCUAAACUAGGUUCUAACCUUAUUUGUAGAAACGCUGUUGCGUAUUCAAAAAAGUUAAAAACAUGUGGCGAAGAGGAUACACCGUA